Molecule: messenger RNA, 513 nt
Organism: Aphanomyces astaci
Lineage: Eukaryota; Oomycota; Saprolegniomycetes; Saprolegniales; Verrucalvaceae
Exons: 5
Coding region: 1-513 (170 amino acids)
Source: RefSeq, a predicted model, not a curated record
AUGCGUCGCCAAGCCAUCUCGGAAGCGACGUGCCAUCGCCCGAUUCUGGACCAAGUCGUCGGUAGCUGCUUUGGACUGAAGAAUGCACAGGCUGAUCCAAAUCGGCAGCGGCUGUAUGGCGAAAAACAACUUCGCCAGCAAGCGGCCAAGAAAGCGGAACCUGGCGCCUCACAUACGAAGGGCUGUUGGAACACAUACGAAGGGCUGUUGGAAGUGUGCGGUUCAAAGAAGCCGCAAGUCGCUGCUGUGGCAACGCCGGACAGUAGAGGCGAGGUCAAGCCUAAGGUGGUGGGUGCGGCCGCCGAUAUGGAUGAAGCGACGGCGGCGCCGGUACUGCGCACGUUAGAAUGCGCUAUCAACGGACUCAAGGCGACGACGCUACUAGACAUUGGUGCCGACCAAUCUUUGGACACCGCCAUCGAGCUGGGCGGUUUCCUCGAAUGCAUGAAGCUCCAAGUGGACCGCGACGUCAAGCAAUGCCUGACCUUCGAAACGGCCGAAGCCACGACGUGA